ACUGGGGAACAACCGGAAGUGUUGCUUCACGUGUCCUUGUUUGGAUUGAGAUGAAAUAUUGUUCAUUUUUGUGAGACUUAGGCAUUCUGUUAUGGCUUCGGAUGAAAAAAUGGAUCAAACCGCAAACACUGGAACAGAAUCCAUCCGACCUUCCUUUCCUCCUGUCACAGUGUCAGCAACGGAAAGAAAAACGGAGGUAAGAAAGGUUCCAGUGCCUCCACAUCGUUAUACUCCACUUCGUGAUCAAUGGAUGAAAAUAUUUACACCUGUUGUGGAUCAUCUUAAACUGCAGAUCCGCUUUAACUUAAAGACAAAAACAGUUGAAAUAAGGACAUGUACAGACACAACAAAUGCAAAUGCUUUGCAAAAAGCAGCAGAUUUUGUGAAAGCAUUCACACUGGGUUUUGAGGUUGAUGAUGCAGUUGCCCUCAUCAGGCUAGAUGAUCUUUAUCUAGAAUCUUUUGACAUCAAAGAUGUCAAAACUCUCAAAGGAGAUCACUUGUCUCGAGCCAUUGGCAGGUUAGCAGGAAAAAGUGGAAAGACCAGGUAUAUGAUAGAAAACAUCACAAAAACAAGGAUUGUGUUGGCAGGGAGUAAAGUACACAUCAUGGGGUCAUAUCAAAACAUCCUGAGUGCCAGACGGGCAAUUUCUAAACUCAUUCUUGGGAGUCCCCCAGCUAAAGUCUAUGGAAAACUUAGAAGUGUUCAUGCUGCUGUUAUUUGAAGUAAAAUUUGGAGAUAAAUA
Molecule: messenger RNA, 745 nt
Organism: Pomacea canaliculata
Lineage: Eukaryota; Metazoa; Mollusca; Gastropoda; Architaenioglossa; Ampullariidae
Product: RNA-binding protein PNO1-like
Exons: 7
Coding region: 92-724 (210 amino acids)
Cellular component (GO): nucleolus
Molecular function (GO): RNA binding
Source: RefSeq, a predicted model, not a curated record